AUGCCACGAACUUUGAUCUGUCUAUGGGGACUCUUAGCCGUUGCUCAGGCUUUCCCCGCUUCUUACCAAUCCGCCAUCGUCAAGCGCGACGGCAAGGACCUACUGCCCGAGUAUGACUUCAUCGUUGUCGGUGGAGGAACGGCCGGCUUGACCGUGGCUGACCGCCUCUCAGAGGACCCCACGAAAACCGUGCUGGUAAUCGAAUAUGGACGUAUUGCCGUGGAUGACUCCUUCAUGCCGCCGUUCAACACCCCCGCCGCUGAGUUUCUCUACAACCUGACCAGCGUGCCACAACCAAGCGCCAACAACCGCGUCUUCCCCGUUCCCAAUGGCGCUGUGGUCGGUGGCGGUUCUGCUGUCAAUGGUCAAAUUUUCUUCCGUGGGAGCAAAGAAGAUCACGACAACUGGUCUCUGCUGGGUAACCCAGGAUGGGACUGGGAAAGCGUCUUCCCAUACUACAAGAAGAGUCACUCUUUCAAUCCCCCUCCUCAAGAUAUCCAGGAUGAAUAUGGCAUGACAUUUGACCUAUUGGCCUAUGGCAACACAACACCCAUCUACAUGAGCAUGCCGGGAUACCAGUACCCGGGACAGAAAUACGAAUGGAAGGCGUGGUCUGAGCGCGAUGGCAUCGUGGUGCAGAGGGAGCACGGUAAUGGUAACGCCUACGGCUUGAUCUGGAUUCCCUCUUCAUACGACCCCAGCAGGGCCUACAACCGCAGCUUCAGUGGUCUCGGGCAUUACCAAUACGUCCAGCCUCGUCAGAACUACCACCUGCUGCCUCUCCACCGUGGUCUCAAGGUCAACUUUGAAAAGCAGGAUCUGACCCAGAAGGCUGUCAGCGUUCAAGUCAAGCCUCGUUUCGGCGACGAUGCCACCUUCGACGUCAAGGCCAAGAGGGAGAUUAUUCUCUCUGCCUCAGCGACCCGCACGCCGAUCAUCCUCCAGCUCUCUGGUAUUGGCCCAAAGAAGGUCGUAGAGGAGGCCGGUAUCAAGUCUCUGAUCGAUCUUCCUGGUGUCGGAUGGAACUUGCAGGACCACUCCCACACUUUCAGUUUGUACAACUUCACUAAGGAUGUGUGGCCGACGCCGACGACCAUCCAUACCAACGCGACUUUCCGCGCCGAAGCACUCGCCGAGUACAAGGCUUACAACACUGGACCUUUUACCUCGCCAACCAUUUCUAGUGGCCUUUUGCUCCCUGCCCGCAGCUUCACUGGCAGCCACUUUGCCAAUCUCAGCCUUCAACUCGGGCUCCAGGCCGCACACAAAUACCAUUUGCCAGAUGGUCUUGACCCUACCCUGAUUGCCGGUUACAUUCUCCAGCAUAAGGUUCUCCUAAAGUCUUUCCUCUCGGACAAGUCCGCCAUCUUCGAGCAUCCUUUCCAGGGCUCUCCUCGUGGAACCUCCAUCCUCCUCAAGCCCGUCUCCCGUGGUUCCGUCACCAUUAACCCCCAGGACCCUUUUGGGGACCCAGUCUUUGACUACCGCCUGUUGUCCAACCCUAUCGACCUCGAGAUCCACGUUCGCAUGCAGCAGUACAUUCGUCACCACUUCGCCACGUCCGAGACUCUUUCCGCCCUCGGCCCUGUCGAGCUCGUCCCGGGCAAGGACCGCGCGUCUGACGCCGAGGUGAAGAAGUGGCUGGUGGAUGAGGAGAACCUGAACGCUUCCAACGGGCACAGCUGCGGUACCGCCUCAAUGAUGCCCCGUCACCUCGGUGGUGUUGUCGACUCCAACCUUAAGGUCUACGGCACCAGUCACCUCAGCAUCGCUGACACCAGCAUCAUUCCCCUGCUGGUUGGGGCUCACACUCAAAGCACUGCGUACAUGAUUGGCGAGAAGGCUGCUGAUCUCAUCAAGUCCAGACACGGAUAG
Messenger RNA from Colletotrichum chrysophilum, 1875 nucleotides. RefSeq lists its product as uncharacterized. The transcript is spliced from 3 exons. Gene Ontology annotation, molecular function: oxidoreductase activity, acting on CH-OH group of donors; flavin adenine dinucleotide binding. Lineage: Eukaryota; Fungi; Ascomycota; Sordariomycetes; Glomerellales; Glomerellaceae. Bases 1 to 1875 code for a protein of 624 amino acids. The record is from RefSeq and is a predicted model, not a curated record. Gene Ontology annotation, biological process: secondary metabolite biosynthetic process.